CUAGAAAGUGCAGAAAGUUGAUCCCCAUCACUUUUUUCCUAUACAAAACCGAUAUACUCUUAACCCUCAUACCCAGGACCCGCUUAGCCAGCCAGAUUAUUUUGCACGACUAAUACACUCACUCACUUACCUGGAUAGACAGUUGGGAAAAGAAAAAAAAUAAUCAGUACUCCCACUUUUUUACAAACCCCUGAAGGCCACGAAACACAAGAAAAAAAAACUACACCUCCACCUCAAAGGCAGAUAACCUCCUAUACCGGUAAGUCCAGCACAGACACAUGCCAAAAGAACGUCCCUGCUCAAAACAAUAAUAACAAAAGCAAAAGCCAGCAGGGGCUCCCCCACCUGUCGCCCUGUCUUGGACGCGGUCGACAGGUUGCAAAUCUGCGAGAGAAGAAGACAGGAUAAGACAAGACAAGACAGAACAGAGAAAAAAUGUACUCUUACUCCUACUAUCCACCAUCCCUCCUCACCCUCCUGUUAAACCAGGAGCCUAGUUCGAGUGCGAGUUACGGAGAGACGAGCCACUGGGAUAUUAGCAGCAGCUCGAAUGGCGAUAACAAUAUCAGCAGUAGCAGCAGUUCGAAUUCGUGGAGAAGUCAGCCGUGGGGGAAUAUUGGGAAGGAAGAGAUCGGCAUUGACGAUAAUGUUGAUGAUGCUGGCGCUGGUGAAGCUGGUGAAGAUGGCGAUGAUGAAAAGGACAGCGACAGCGACAGUGACGAAUCAUCCAUGCAAGAUGAAGUCGAAGUCAUCUAUGAACUUGACGCAGCAGCCAUGGCUGAACUCCCGCUUCAUCUUCAGAGUAACAUGCGAGAGCUGCAGAUUGAGCGUCUGAGACGGCAUCAGGAUGCGGGUUUAGCGAUCCAGCAUGGCGAGGACUUUUUCAUGGGGUUCUACGCUGAGUUGUGGUAUCGGGAUAGGAUUGCUCGGUUAGUGAUUGAGGAUGAGAAUAGUUGGCGACUUUACAACGAUUCGACUGUGGAUGAAGAUGGAGAGGGACAGGAUGAAGAGUCGCAGCAUGAAGAGAUGCAGGAUGCACAGUCUCAAAAUGACGAACUGCAGCAGGAAGAGGCACAGAAUGAAGAGAUGCCGGAUGAAGAGUCGCAGCAUGAAGAACCGCAGUACGACGAACUGCAGUACGACGAACCGAAGCAUGAAGAGUUGCAGUACGAAGAAACAGAAGAGAAAGAGAAAAAGGACCAUUACGAUAACGAUAAUGAUGACGAAGAAAGCGAGACCGGAAGUGUGCUUCACCAUCGACACAGUGACAGUUCCUUGCCGGCAAAGGAGGAAUGGGGCAUGGGAGUGGGCAUGGGAAUAGGACUGGGAAUUGAAAUGGGCGAUGGCUAUCCUGUUCCUGCUCAUGGACGAAACCAUACGAUCUCGACCCCUCUUUUCACUCACUACGAAGAACCAGACACACGCCAGACUGAGCUAUACCUACCAGACCCGUUCGUGGGCUCCAGUACCUCGAUGCACCCCAAUGAAGAUGGGCGGAUGUUUAAAAAACAUUCUGUCCUCGACAGUAUGCGAGUUCGGGUGCGAAAGAAGCUUUACCGGAUGAGCCAGAUGUUCAAGAAGUGGUAAACAGUCUCAGAUCGAGACGGUUAUCAAUGAUGGAUGAGAUUUUGAUACGGCUUGGGAUUGGAGUAUUGGCGCAAGUGAAGUCGGAAGAAGGAAAUGGAAAGGGUUAGCAUACGCGGUUGCGUUGGAUCUUGAACGAUGCUUGGGCCAUAUUGAAUUAAUGGAGGCAUUAGCCAUAAAGCGAAUAGAUAAUCUGAAAUACAGCCAUACAAUAAUGAAAUGAAACCGAA
This is a messenger RNA of Aspergillus wentii DTO 134E9, 1814 nucleotides long. RefSeq lists its product as uncharacterized. The record is from RefSeq and is a predicted model, not a curated record. Bases 436 to 1587 code for a protein of 383 amino acids. Lineage: Eukaryota; Fungi; Ascomycota; Eurotiomycetes; Eurotiales; Aspergillaceae. The transcript has a single exon.